Messenger RNA from Larimichthys crocea (large yellow croaker), 2458 nucleotides. It is a transcript of the gene stx16, whose product is annotated as syntaxin 16. The transcript is spliced from 9 exons. NCBI's taxonomy places the organism in Eukaryota, Metazoa, Chordata, Actinopteri, Sciaenidae. The record is from RefSeq and is a predicted model, not a curated record. Gene Ontology annotation, cellular component: SNARE complex; membrane; endomembrane system. Gene Ontology annotation, molecular function: SNARE binding; SNAP receptor activity. Gene Ontology annotation, biological process: vesicle fusion; vesicle-mediated transport; intracellular protein transport. Bases 336 to 1301 code for a protein of 321 amino acids.
CGAAGAAGAAAACAGUUACGCAGGUGUUUACGUUUUCCUACUUCCGUAGCAGCCGAGCGGAAAAACGCUAACGAGUCCAAACUGGACUAAAAACCCUAAAUUAAGAAGAAACUCUCGGUCAUGUCUGUUGUUUUUAACUCAAGUCUUAGAGAUGCCUGACAGAUAAACAUAGCUCAGGUCGGCUGUCGGCGCUUUAUCGCGAGUUUUCGCCUCAAACAGCGAAGCUAAAAAAGCUAAAAAAGGAGCUAAUUAAUCAAACGUGGCCUGAUCCGUGACUCUGUCACUCUGUCACUGAGUCCCAGCGCUAAUUUAAACACUUUUAACUAAAGGCAGUCAUGGCCACAAGGCGUCUGACCGAUGCCUUCUUGUUAAUGCGGAACAAUGCGAUCCAAAACCGGCAGAUAUUGGCUGAGCAAGUGAGUACACACGACCCCCGUCUGAGUACACGUAGCAAUGCUGCGGAGCUUGAUGAGUUGGCUGAUGAUCGAAUGGCCCUGGUGUCAGGGAUUAGCCUUGAUCCUGAAGCUGCCAUUGGAGUCACCAAGAAACUGCCCCCCAAAUGGAUAGAGGGGGUUGAUGAGAUCCAGUAUGAAAUCACACGGGUUCGGCAGAAGAUGAAGGACCUGGCCGUACUUCAUGACAAGCACAUGAAUCGCCCCACACUUGAUGACAGUAGUGAGGAAGAGCAUGCCAUAGAGAUCACUACACAGGAGAUUACACAGAUGUUUCAUCGAUGCCAGCGAGCUGUGACGGGUUUGAAUUCUCGUUGCGGCCACUGCACCGAUCAGGAGGAGAAGCUGUUGAGAAACGUGGUGUCAUCCCUGGCACAGAGCCUGCAGGAGCUGUCGACCAAUUUCAGGCAUACGCAGUCCGGCUACCUAAAACGUAUGAAGAAUCGUGAGGAGAGAUCAAAGCACUUUUUUGACUCCGGACCCCUGAUGGAAGAAGAUGAAGAGUUAGCUGUAUAUGACAAGGGGUUCACAGACGACCAGCUGAUGCUGGUGGAGCAGAACUCGGUCAUGGUGGAAGAGCGAGAGAGGGAGAUCCGGCAAAUCGUGCAGUCCAUCUCGGAUCUGAACGAGAUUUUCCGGGACUUGGCUGGAAUGGUGGUGGAACAGGGCACCGUUCUCGACAGAAUUGACUUCAAUGUGGAGCAGGCCUGUGUUAAAACAGAAGAUGGAAUGAAGCAGUUACAAAAGGCGGAACAGUAUCAGAAGAAAAACAGAAAGAUGCUGGUCAUUUUGAUCCUCUUUGUCAUAGUCAUUGUUCUAAUUAUUAUUCUUUUUGGAACAAAGUUUUAAUCAUGCAUUCCUCUUGGCUUUUUGUUUUCUGUGUGGGUGUUUUGUCGUGCAUCUGUGUGGACUUGGACUCUGUCUCGGUUCUCCUCAAAACAAAGCUGACUGCCUUCCAUACCCGACAGGAAACGACGAAAAAAGGAACGUUUCCUUGCAGGUGCACUGGAGAUGAUUUGUGUGUGAUUUUAAAUGAACGAAACAAUCAACAAUAUGUCUGAGCCGUGGCUGUUUUUAUCAAGUGAGUCACACCCAAAUCGCCAAGACUCUGUGACCAGAGGUUUGUCAAACAUGUUGACAUAUGUCUUAACAGCAGAAAAACACGUUGUGAUGUGUAUAUAUAAAAAAAAAAGGACUACCAAUGUUCAAAUGCUAAAGCAGAGUGUUCUCUGCUUGAACUCGAAGCACGAAUUGUGACGUUUGUUGUGUGACAAUGCAUCAUUUCUGUCCAGUAUCAUUGCGAACAUUUUGUUUCUGUGAGAAAGAUGUGACAUGAACGAAUGUUUGUGGGGGAAAAAAAAAGGAAAGUAGAUCUCUGCAAAUUAAUUUUCAUCCCAACGUUGCAUUUACGUCGCAGCUCAGUAUUUAACUUGAAAGACAAGAAGAAAAUGUUUUAGUAUUAGGACGACACCGGUCAAUGAUUAGAAAAAUCAUAUAGUACCAAAUAUAUUCCUUCGGUUUAAGGACCACCUGUUUUCUUUAUUACUUUACUCCCCAAUUUAGUAAUAAUGAGAAUGUGUUAUUCCUCUGUUGGUGUCAGGAGGGCGUAGACCGCCGUGAGCUCCCUCCAAGUCAUCCUGUAAUUUUAAAAAACAUCAUACCUGCGUCACACCUGGCCGCACUCUUCAUGAAGUGCUCAUUCUUCAAAAACACUCCCUUGUGUUUUGUUUGUUUCGUGGUCCUUGCAUAAAGUGCUACCUUUUAUGAAACUCUUGCAGUUUGCACAUAUUGUGGCCUGAGUGGGAGCGGUGGUCGUGUUAUGGAUGUAAUACUACUGUCAUCCGUGUGAUGAAAAGAAUUAUUUAUUUUUGAAUAUCUUCAAAUAAUCAAGCGGUUCGGAGCUGUUCUGUCCGAGGCAGAAUCACUGUAUGUUUAGUAAAGUGUAUCCGUAGUCUAAACCCAACAGUUAUUGUCCUUUCCGCUGAGAAACCCGAUGCAGACGUAUG